AAAAUAAACAGGCUUUAGGCCAAAACUCAAAUAACCACCUAAAGCCAUGUUUAAAGCUUAGCAGUUCUCCAUAUAUAUUUCAAUAUAUAUAUAUAUAUAUAUAAAGAUUACCCCUUUAAGAAAAAAAAUAUUUAAUAUAAAAAUUGUUUUCUGUGUGAAAAAAGGGGUAAUCAUAUUCAAUGGAGACGGCUAGGCUUUUGAAGUUAGUGUGUGUGAUUUGUAUUGCCAGUUUCAUUCCGACCAUACGAGCCAAUGUUCCCGAGACCGAUGAGUACUGGGUAAAUAAGGCCAACGAAGCUCGUAAACAUACCCUUAUGGCUUAUCAUCCUGAUCCUUAUGAUAUCGUCGACCACUUCCACGAGCGUCAUUACGACAACUCUACCGAUGUCGAAGAGACCGAGGAAGACAAGGCGGUCGAUUCUGCGGAAGAGGAAGACAUUGAGAUGAUUUCUAGUCCGACAAACAGCACAAGGCGCAGCCUAAGCGGUAAGCGCAGGGGAAGAGGAAAAUGGAGCAAGCUAAGGGGACCUUGCACCGCAAGCAACCCCAUUGAUAAAUGCUGGCGUUGUCAGCCCGACUGGGCCAAGCGUCGCAAGAAGCUCGUUCAUUGCGUCCGUGGGUUUGGUUACAAGGUCACGGGAGGCAAACGCGGUCGCAUCUAUGUGGUCACGAGCCCCAGAGACGAUGAUACGGUGAACCCUAGACCUGGGACACUACGUCACGCUGUGAUACAAAAAGAACCGCUCUGGAUCAUAUUCAAGCACGAUAUGAGCAUUAGGUUAAGCCAAGAGCUGAUGAUUGCUAGUCACAAGACGAUCGAUGCUCGUGGCUCUAACGUGCACAUCGCAUAUGGUGCGGGUAUCACGAUACAGUACGUGCACAAUAUCAUCAUCCAUGGGCUUCACAUCCAUCACAUUGUGAAAAGCAGUGGCGGGUUGAUAAGAGAUUCGAUCAACCACUUUGGACAAAGAGGACAGGCUGAUGGAGAUGGGAUCUCCAUCUUUGGGGCAACCAACAUUUGGCUUGACCACAUUUCUAUGUCCAGAUGCCAAGAUGGCCUCAUUGACGCUAUAAUGGGCUCAACCGCAAUCACCAUCUCUAACUCUCAUUUCACCCAUCACAACGAUGUGAUGUUGCUCGGUGCACAAGACAACAACCAGGAUGACAAGAAGAUGCAAGUCACAGUGGCUUACAACCAUUUUGGUAAAGGACUUGUGCAGAGGAUGCCUAGGAUCCGAUGGGGAUUCGUCCAUGUUGUCAACAACGACUACACUCAUUGGGAGCUUUACGCCAUUGGAGGUAGCCAAGGUCCUACCAUUCUCAGCCAUGGAAACCGUUUCAUCGCUCCUCCUCACAAACCCCAUUACAGAGAGGUGACAAAGAGGGAUUACGCUUCAGAAGGUGAAUGGAAACACUGGAACUGGAGAUCCGAGAAAGAUUAUUUCUUGAACGGAGCACACUUCAGAGAGUCUGGAAAUCCUCAUUUCAAGUGUUCGCACUCUAGGCAACAGAUGAUAAAGCCCAAACAUGGUGUCGCGGUUUCAAAGCUUACCAAAUACGCCGGAGCAUUGGAUUGCCGGGUCGGAAAAGCAUGCUAAAAUAUAUAUAAAGCUCACUACUACUUUUUUCUCUUUGUAUCCUAGGCCUAUAUUUCUCUUAUUUAUAUAUGAACUGACAAAAAAAGAAUCAUGGGGAAAGAAAUGGAAAUUAUUCUUAAAAAUUAUAAAAGUCUCUGUGUAAAGAAUAUAUGCGAAACGGCUGGAUACUUUGUAACUCUAA
This is a messenger RNA of Capsella rubella, 1779 nucleotides long. RefSeq names its product probable pectate lyase 7. The transcript is spliced from 4 exons. Gene Ontology annotation, molecular function: pectate lyase activity. The coding region runs from base 180 to 1598 and encodes 472 amino acids. The record is from RefSeq and is a predicted model, not a curated record. NCBI's taxonomy places the organism in Eukaryota, Viridiplantae, Streptophyta, Magnoliopsida, Brassicales, Brassicaceae.